AUGGCUACUAUGAAAUUCCAGCCUAUCCCACUCCAAGAUACGGCCUUCUGUGUGGAAGAGAAUGAUCCUGAAGAGCAGAGGAUACAGAGGUUGAGAGAGAUGAAGGAGAGGGAGAGCAGAGGAGUGGGGAUAGGGAAGGGGGAGAAGAGGGCAGAGGAGGGGAAGAAGGUGUAUGGAAGACAGGGAGUUGUGUAUUAUGGGAAAAGCAAGAAUAUUAAUGUAAAGAAGAAGUUUAAAGUUGAUGGGAAUAAGCUUCCUCAAAGAUUGCAGGGUGUCAAAUUCAGUAUUUCUGAAUCAAGGACGGCUGAUAUCGACACAAAAGAAUCAUUCUACAAGUCAAAUAGUUCUCAAUACUCUUUGAAGGGGAACAAGAGCAAGGUAUCAGUUAAAAGUCUUAAGGAUAACAUAUCUGAGAUGGGCUCUUCUCAGGAGAACUUUCAAAGGAAGGCAAUGCCAAGAAUGUUUGAGCAUCAAAUCGAAUUUCAGACUGGAUCACAUCCAAAUCAUUCUCUUAUUCCAAAGAAAGGGGUAACUCUGAGAACAGGAAAUGGAACUGGAGAGAGGUCUUACUCUCCUCCCCUUGGAAUGACAAAUACAUUCAGCAUUGGUCCAGGAGGAGUUAAAAGAAUGUCAAGAGCUCAAUAUGCAGCAACUAUAGCUAAAGAAGGGCUUAGAUUCAAAGAUAGGCUCAAAUCAGCUAAUAAUUACUCUAAAUACAGAAAUGCAAGGAUAAGUGGGGCUCCACAACAAGAUUAUGGAAACCAUCUAAAAGUUCCACUUGCGAAAGUGUAUAUGAAUUCUAAUACCAAAAGUGUGAAAUAUCAUCAAGCUAAGACAGGCCAGAGAAACUCUGGUAGAAAUAUAACCCGUUCACGUACUAUGAAUGGAAGAGUGAGGCAAAAGAGGAUCAUCCAUAAACUAGGAGAAGCUGUAAAUAGCAACCAAGUCAUUGUUCACAAUAAAUAUGAUGUUUCAAAACUGUUAUUAGCUGAAACACCAGUCAAGCCCUCUUCUAAGCUGCAACAGCCAAGUCAGUACAGUCAUACAUUCUCAAGAGAGAAGAUAUCAAGGAGGGCUUCUCAGAAGGCAAAUACUAAAGUGAUCUCUCAUAAGGCUUUAUUCUAGGUGUGGGUAAAUCUAGAGAGCCAGCUCAGUUAAUAAUUUCA
Moneuplotes crassus is the source of this 1166-nucleotide messenger RNA. Lineage: Eukaryota; Ciliophora; Spirotrichea; Euplotida; Euplotidae. The record is from the annotation of a GenBank genome assembly.